Messenger RNA from Hydatigera taeniaeformis, 3015 nucleotides. NCBI's taxonomy places the organism in Eukaryota, Metazoa, Platyhelminthes, Cestoda, Cyclophyllidea, Taeniidae. The record is from the annotation of a GenBank genome assembly.
AUGCAAUCUUGCGACCUAUGCAAGCCUGAGAAAUUCGAUAAGCAAGAUCGUUGGAUCAUCGCUUGUAGAUGCAAUGAAAAUCUGUCAUUAGCCCAGGAGUGGAAUUGGGCACAAUCGGAAGAGGAUAGAAAGUCUUUCACGUUAUUUGAGGAUAACAAGUCAGUUGUAUUUCAUCCGCGAAGCAGUCUAGGUACGGCUGUUGUUCGAGGCUCUGAACUUCUCAGCUCCGGUAUCCAUUAUUGGGAGUUGAAAGUUAUUUCUCCAGUGUACGGUACCGAUGUGAUGUUUGGUAUUGGUCUUGCGGAUGUUUGUCUUACUGCCUACCAUUCCCGUUUUGUGUCAUUCCUUGGUUUGGAUAAUAAAACCUGGGGACUUGGUUUCCGAGGCCAGUUACAGCAUAACAAACGUCUCAUACACCCUCUCGGAGCGUCUUUUACACGAGGCGAUCUCGUCGGCUGUCUUCUGGACCUCUGGCACAGAAAACUCACCUUCUUUGUUAAUAGAAUAGCUAUCACCGACCCAAUUGGGCGACCAUCAUCCGGUGAUCGCGCCCGGAUUCGACGCGCCAUGCAUACCUCACGUCGACAAACUACUGAGGUGGGCUACAUAUCCCCCACCUCCUUGUCGUCAACACCGCCUUCUAGCUCCCUUGCGGAUCCUCUCAGAAGCCAAAGUCAACCCCCUUCUGGCGACGCUUCGGUUCAGAGUGAGUUAUCGAGACAACGAAGUGGUGAAGGCCUCCUUCACACUGAGUCGACAAGCUAUAUGAAUCCGCGUGUGUCCACAUUGGCAGCGCCGGCUUCACCUUGCACCAUUAGUACCGCCGGUGGUGCCAACCAUUUGCGAUCCCGCUAUCGAUCCGCUUCUUCGAUUUCAUCUACCUCCGGCCAGCGACGUUCAACCGAUUUUGGCGUUGGAGGAGCUGAAAGCCUCGUAGGUAGCGAGGACUCCUCCACCUCUGAAUUCCAUCCCCUUGCACCCAGGGAUAUUGGCAGUAGUGGGGUGGGAGGCGGAGCAUUACGACGCAAUGAGGGUGCCAGUGUCACUGGUCCACAGCUCUCUUCGCUCGUCGUACGCACUCGACACGCUUCGACCGAAGUGCCGCCUUCACCACAACCGCCACCCUCACCACCGCCCGAGUCACCCGUCGUUUUUCGGUUACGGCAGGAAAGCGCUUCGAACGCCCUAGUCGCUACCAAAAAAACCGUAGCCGUGAAUCAUGAUCCCGAAUCCGACCACGACUUGUACCCCGGUGAGAGCUCUCGUCUGCCCUUUCGCGGCGAAGAUCAAAUGCAACGUGUCUUCCACAGCCUCAAUGAGAUGCGUCGGCAGAAUCUUCUCUGUGACGUUGUCCUCAAGGCCGGUAGUGUGGAGGUUCCUGCCCACAAGAAUGUCCUAGCUGCCAGUUCACCAUACUUUCACGCCAUGUUUACUGGCGAUAUGACAGAGAGUCGAGCGCCUACCGUCACCAUUGGCAAUAUCGACGGGACUGCUUUGAGCCUUCUCGUUGAUUUUAUCUAUACUGCUGAAGUCCUCAUUACCGAGGAGACCGUUCAGUGUCUCCUACCGGCAGCCAAUCUCCUUCAGUUAACCAGUGUUCGCGAAGCCUGUUGUGAGUUCCUUCAAUGCCAAUUGCAUCCCACCAACUGUCUUGGGAUUCAACGCUUCGCUGACAUGCACGAUUGUUCGGAGUUGCUUCAAGUCAGUCGUCGCUUCACUGAACAGCACUGUGGGGAAGUGUUGGAGCAUGGAGAGGAGUUUCUUAGCCUGACCAAGGAACAGUUGAUUAGUUUAAUCUCAAGUGAUCAUAUUCGCGUGUCCGAGGAGCAGGUUUUUGAGGCUGCUUUGCGAUGGAUGCGACACGAUCCCGCAGCCCGUGGCACUCCCGAGGUAGCCGCGGAGGUUUGUGGUCAUGUGCGCUUCGGCCUAUUGCCACGGGACUACCUCAUUCGACUGUCCUUGUCGGAGGAGUUUUUGCGCGCUAAUCCAUGGUGCAAAGACUUUCUUCUUGAGGCUAUGGGUUUCCUCCUUUUACCAUGGGAGCAAAGACGGCGAAACAUCACUUCUGAACGUACUCGGCCUCGAAGUAUUGGGGUUCCAAAGACCCUCCUAGUUCUCGGUGGACAGGCACCAAAGGCGAUUCGUUCGGUAGAAAGCUAUGACUUUACCGCAGACACGUGGACAAGAUCAACGGCGAUUAAUGGCAAUUGUAGUGUUGGCGCUAUUAGCGAUCUUCCCACCCGUCGAUGUCGUUGUGGUGUUGCUGUGGUUGGUGGAUUGAUAUACGUAAUUGGGGGCUUCAAUGGGGCCUUGCGGGUCCGCUCCGUGGACAUCUAUGAUCCCGUCCGAAAUACCUGGCGUGCUGGACCCAGUCUCGAGUGCCGACGCUCAACUCUAGGCGUUGCUGUUCUUGAUGGAAUAAUCUAUGCAGUUGGAGGAUUUAACGGAACUCAUGGAUUCGCAUCGGUUGAGGCUCUAGAUCCCUGGUCGGGAACAUGGAAAUCAGUCGCUCCAAUGUCCGUUCCCCGUUCUUCCGUCGGUGUAGGCGUUCUCGGGAGGCGACUCUACGCUGUCGGAGGUUACGAUGGGUCCAGCAGGCGCUGUUUGUCAUCUGUGGAGUGUUACAACCCGCUCACAAAUCAGUGGUCAGCAGUUGCAGACAUGAAUCAUCGAAGGAGUGGGCCUGCAGUUACCGAUUUAGCGGCAAGAAUCUACGCCGUUGGUGGUCAUGAUGGACUCCUUGUGCGAUCCUCCGUCGAGUACUUUGACCCAAGAGUUGGAGUGUGGUGCAGUGUCGUGGAUAUGCAUCACGCCCGCCGGAACGCUGGAUUGGUGUCCCACAACGGGAUGCUUUACGUGGUGGGUGGAGACGAUGGAUCCACAAGCCUGGACACCGCUGAGACAUACGAUCCAAACCUUAACACAUGGACCGUCCUUUCCGGCCGCCUAAAUAUCCCUCGAUGCUAUUGCGGAGUAGCCCUCAUCGACUGCGUUGCACAAGUGGCUAACAUGUGA